GGCUGGUGACGCCGUCGGUCUACAUGCGGCCGAUGAUGUCGCGCGUGCGCGAGGCGCUCUUCUCGAUGCUCUACCCGACCGGCGUCUUCCGCGAAUCGGCGCGCGCCCUCGACCUCUUCUCUGGCUCCGGAGUCGUCGGCAUCGAGGCGCUCUCUCGCGGCGUCGGCCACGCGACCUUCGUCGACUUCUCCGCUGAGUGCGCCGGGACGAUCCGGUCCAACUGCGAGGCGCUGGGCGAGGGCGAGCGGAUCGACGUUGUCGAGGCGGACGUGAUGAGCGUGCUGGCAGACCCGUCGCGGCACGGGCUGCAGGGGCCGUACGACCUCGUGACGGUGACGCCGCCGUACGAGGAGGUGGUGUAUGCCGAGCUGAUGGGCGCCAUCUGCGCCUCCCCGCUGCUCGGCGAGGACUGCCUCGUCGCGGUCGAGUACCCGGUCGAGCUCGGCCUCUUCCCGCCCACCCUCGGGGGAGGCCGCCUUGUCGGGCUGCGCAACCGGCGCUACGGCCGCACCGUCGUCGCCAUCUACGUCAACCGGCCGUCGGGCAAGCUCGACCUCGCGCCCUUCAGCGAGGAGUUUGUCGGCCGCUCGGUGGCGGACCUGAAGCUGUGACGCUUGAAUACACCUGACUGGUGAGAUGUGACUGGUCUGCGGGUGUCCAGGUUUCAGAAAAAAAUACCGUUUACGCGAA
Emiliania huxleyi CCMP1516 is the source of this 690-nucleotide messenger RNA. RefSeq lists its product as hypothetical. Lineage: Eukaryota; Haptophyta; Isochrysidales; Noelaerhabdaceae. Bases 24 to 611 code for a protein of 195 amino acids. The record is from RefSeq and is a predicted model, not a curated record. The transcript is spliced from 2 exons. Gene Ontology annotation, molecular function: methyltransferase activity. Gene Ontology annotation, biological process: rRNA methylation.